CUCACUAUAGCCCACAGUCCAUUCUCAAAUCACAUAUCCCUUUCACCUUCUUUCCCAAUAGCCACUCCACCCUGUCUUCUUUCCCUUAUACACUAAGAAGCAUCAUAUCUUUUGGCAUUAGUAAAGAAAUAAUAGCUUCCAUUGUUUUUUCUUUGAGGGUUCUAGUUACAUGGAUGAGAAGUGGAAACCAUCAAAGAAAGAAGGUUCGUCAUCAUUUGUUAGGAGUUUUUCAACCAAGAGUUCAUCUUCAAAAUCACCUCUUUUGAGAAGCUCUUCCCUUAAAAUCUCUUCUUCUCCAAGCAGCAGCAGCAGCAGCAGUAAUAAUAACAAUAAAUGUCCUCUUCCAAGGAGUUACUCCCAAAAGAGCUCAUCCAUUUCAAGAAAGUGCAGUAGCUUAGCAAAAGAACAAAAGGCAAGAUUCUAUAUCAUGAGGAGAUGUGUUGCCAUGCUUGUUUGCUGGCACAAACAUGGAGAUUCUUGAAAGAAAGGCAGUCACCAAGAUUCUUAUACAUACAUGGACAGAGAGAGAUGGAAAAUUCAAGAUUUUACAAAUAUGUAUCUUCUUGGCUGCUUUUCCUUUCCUUUUCUUUUCCUGGAGAUGGGGUUUUGAAGUCAUAAAAUUUUCUACCAUCCAAACAAGAAAAGAAAAUGGGAACAUAGAGAGGUUUUUUUUUUUCUUUUUUUUUUUCCUCUUGUUUUCUUUAGAAGCAGUUUGUAAUUACAAUAUGAAGAGAGCUACAAUUGUAAGAAAAUGAUCAUAAAUCAAAUAUAUAAUCUAAUUAUCAAGUCUCAAAACUAGCUACAUUUUUUGUUUCAAUUUCUUGCCCUAGUGAUGUUGAUUGUACCCUUUUCUUUCUUCUCCUUGAGAUUUUUGUUCAUAAUAAUUGG
Messenger RNA from Ricinus communis (castor bean), 888 nucleotides. Its product is annotated as small polypeptide DEVIL 13. The transcript has a single exon. Bases 170 to 481 code for a protein of 103 amino acids. Lineage: Eukaryota; Viridiplantae; Streptophyta; Magnoliopsida; Malpighiales; Euphorbiaceae. Gene Ontology annotation, biological process: negative regulation of cell population proliferation. The record is from RefSeq and is a predicted model, not a curated record.